Messenger RNA from Anthostomella pinea, 1923 nucleotides. The record is from the annotation of a GenBank genome assembly. Lineage: Eukaryota; Fungi; Ascomycota; Sordariomycetes; Xylariales; Xylariaceae.
AUGGCACGAGCUGAUACCGAAGCCGACGCCGCAGCCGGGCCUGCUGCUGCUCCUUUAUUACUACGCGACGACCCCUCCUCCCCGUCCUCGCCGGAGCACGACUCGUCUGCACCCAUGAGCAGCAGCGCGAACUUCACGCCCGGCUGCGAUAGCGACGGCGAUUCGGAUGGUCCUAGCUACGACGGGCUGCGGCACGCGGAUAUGGGUGCAUACGGUCUCGGACUCGAGGGCGAUGAGGGCGAUGAGGAGGGCGAGGCCUACGAGCUGCAGGAUCGCGGGGCGGCGGCACGGCGGUAUACCGGUGCUAUAUACGGGGAUGAGGACGAAGAAGGAUAUGGGGAUGGGAAUGAAGGUUAUGCUGGCAUGAGCAGCAGUAGUGGUAGGGCAAAAAGGAGGAGGGUCAGCACAAGCAGCACCGUCGCCAGCUUCAUGCUGUACACGCCGGACGAGGACCGCACUGUGCGCCGGAAGUUCGACAGGCGGCUUGUGGUGUUUCUUGGGUUCUGCUAUCUGCUGUCCUUCCUGGACCGGUCGAACAUAGGCAGCGCCCGCAUAGCCGGCAUGGAAUCCGACCUCCAGACGCGCCCGCCGCGCCCGGACUUCUUCGAGUGGGCCCUGCGCGCCUUCUACCUGUCCUACAUCGCGUUCGAGUGGAUGUCGCUGCUGUGGAAGAUAAUACCGCCGCACGUCUACGUGGCGCUCCUCGUGCUGUCGUGGGGCGUGUGCGCCUCGCUGCAGGCCGUCGCCACCUCGUACCCCGUGCUGAUCGCCCUGCGCGUGCUGCUCGGCAUCGGCGAGGCCGGCUUCACCGGUGUGCCGGUCUAUCUCGCGCGGUUCUACCGCCGGAGGGAGCUGGCACUGCGGACGGCGGUGUUUAUUAGUGCUGCACCUCUCGCCACCGCUUUCGCUGGCUUCCUGGCCUGGCUCAUCCUAUGGCUGGGCAAGAACGGACCCAUAGCGCCCUGGCGCCUCUUGUUUCUGUGCGAGGGCUUUCCCUCCGUGGUCGUUGCCACCAUUGCCUGGGGGGUGAUACCAGAUUCGCCCGAUACAGCCUACUAUCUGACAGCGCGCGAGCGACGGGUCGCGCGUCUGCGGCUGCGUCAUGAGCACGAGGGCGAACUUCCCACCUCCAACAACGAAGAAAAGCAGUCUCGCUCGAGCUCAGAUCGCAACGCCUCAUCAGGCCUCAAACUCCGCGACGUCCUAGCCGCCCUCCUUGACCCCAAAGCCUGGAUCACGGCGGUCAUGUUCUUCCUGGCGAACAUGGCCUAUUCGACGCUGCCCAACUUCUUUCCGACCAUCCUGCAGGACAUGGGCCACAGCGCCGUCGAGGCGGAAGCCCUCACAGCGCCGCCCAACCUCAUCGCCUUCGGCAUCGUGCUGCUGACGGCGCGCCUGUCGGACCGCACGCAGCAGCGCGCCCUCUUCGUCGCGGCGCACGCCCUCGUCUCGGCCGCCGGCUACGCGGUGCUCGCCCUUGCGCGGCCCCUCGCCGUACCGCCCAUGCUGCGCUACCUCGCCGUCUACCCGGCGGCGACCGGCUUCUUCAGCGUCGUCGUGCUCGUCAUCGCCUGGUCCGUCAACAACCAGCCGUCCGAGGGCCGGCAGGGCGGCGGUUUCGCCCUGCUGCAGGUCGUUGGGCAGUGCGGGCCCUUGCUCGGCACGCACUUGUAUCCGGACCGCGACGCGCCCUUCUUUGAGCGCGGCAUGUGGGCUUGUUGCGGCGCCAUGGCGGGGGUUGCGGUGCUGGCGUUGGCGUUGAGGGGAUAUUUGGCGCGGUUGAAUCGGCGGCUUGAUAAUACCCGAGACGGGAUGGGAGGUGCUGGCGCUGGCGUGGGGGACGAAGCUGGGAAUGAGGAGGAGGCGCGGGGGUUGGUGGGUGACGAGAUGAGUAGGAGUGGUGGGUUUCGGUAUAUGCUUUGA